Molecule: messenger RNA, 998 nt
Organism: Brassica napus (rape)
Lineage: Eukaryota; Viridiplantae; Streptophyta; Magnoliopsida; Brassicales; Brassicaceae
Product: putative F-box protein At1g71320
Exons: 2
Coding region: 1-966 (321 amino acids)
Source: RefSeq, a predicted model, not a curated record
AUGAUGGAGUCCAGCUAUCUCGCCAAGAAACGUCUUGCUAGGUCAAAUACGAAAGUCUUUGUUCUUAGAGUUGAAAUGUCUACUGAUCGUUAUUCAAGAACCAUAUAUUUGGAGAAUAUUUCAAAAAACCAUCACGACCACAGCAAAAUCAUUAUUCAUACUUACAAGUUUCCACAUCCAUAUCCAACCAGUGAUGUUGGUUGGAUAAUGGGGUACUGCAACGGUUUGGUCUGCAUCUACAACUUCGGAUACAUUUAUCUGAUUAACCCGGCAACGAGAAAACUCCGGAUUCUUUCUCCUGAGCUUUUGCGAGAGUAUACAGGCUUGUCAGGUUGGGCGGGUACGUUGCCAGUUAGUGUGGGAUUUGGAAGAGACAUAGUUACAGGAGCAUACAAAGUAAUCUUGAUGUAUUUAUUUGCUGAAGGUGAUAAUAUUGUCAAGACCGAAGUCCUUAACCUCCAAAGUGGUGAACGACAGCACAUUUGUUUUCCUCUUACUUACGAUGAACUUGGCAAUGAUAAAUUAUCAGUCUUUGCAAAUGAAUCACUUUUUUGGCUGAAAGAGUUUGAUUAUAGGCUUCCGAGUUUAUCCGCCAAACUCGGAGCCAUAGAUCUUCACACUGAAAAAUUUCGUGAUGUGUUAUUACCGCGUUGGUAUUCUAGAUACUGUGAAAGUGUGUACACAAUAUGGAGCCUAAGAGAUCGUUUAUGCAUAUCUGAUGUGCUACAGUAUCCGACUGUGGAAGUCCGGUGUUUGCAGCAAGAAGAUCCGAGUGUGAAGUGGGAAAAGAUCCUUAUAACUGACACGUCAAGUUUGGAUUGUUUAGACACAAACUAUUGGAAGCUUGGUCUUGCAGCUUAUAAUCUUAAUAGAGGAAAUGAGCCACCUAACAAUUUUUUGGAGCAUGUCAGUGAUGAACACCGUCGAACAGUUUUGUGUACGGAGAACUUUGUUUUUUCGGUCUAGUUUCAUGGUGCAUGCUUCAAGCGUAGACAAGA